AGCGCGUCACGCCGCCCGCGCUCCGCCCCCCGCUCCUGCUCCUGCUGCCGGCGCCGCCGCCGCCAGCUCGGCCCGGCGCGGGCGGGAGGGCGGGCGGCGCAGCCAUGGAGCCCGAGUGCCGGGUGCUCUCCAUCCAGAGCCACGUCGUGCGCGGCUACGUGGGCAACAAGGCGGCCACCUUCCCCCUGCAGGUUCUGGGAUUUGAAGUUGAUACGGUGAACUCUGUCCAGUUUUCAAACCACACAGGUUAUGCCCACUGGAAGGGUCAGGUGUUGAAUUCAGAUGAACUUCAUGAACUGUAUGAAGGACUGAAGCUGAACAAGGUCAACCGCUACGAUUAUGUGCUCACAGGGUAUACAAGAGACACAUCAUUUCUUGCAAUGGUGGUGGAUAUUGUCCAGGAGUUGAAGCAACAGAAUUCCAACCUUGUAUAUGUGUGUGAUCCAGUGAUGGGUGACAAAUGGAAUGGAGAAGGCUCUAUGUAUGUGCCCAAGGAUCUCCUCCCGGUCUACAGGGACAAAGUUGUACCUGUUGCAGAUAUAAUUACUCCUAACCAGUUUGAAGCUGAGUUACUCACGGGCAGGAAGAUUUACACCGAAAAAGAUGCUUUAGAGGUAAUGGAUAUGCUCCAUGCCAUGGGACCAGAGACUGUGGUGAUCACAAGCUCAGAUCUACAGGCACCUCUGGGAAAUGACUACUUAAUUGCUCUGGGAAGCCACAGAAAAACUAAAGCAGAUGGUACCAGGAUAACACAAAGAAUUCGAGUGGAGUCUCCUAAAGUGGAUGCUGUCUUUGUUGGAACUGGAGACCUGUUUGCUGCUAUGCUUCUGGCAUGGACACACAAGCAUCCAAACAAUUUGAAGGUGGCAUGUGAAAAGACUGUGUCAGCCAUGCAGCAUGUUCUGCAAAGGACCAUUAAGAGUGCAAAAGCACAAGCUGGAGAAGGAAACAAACCAAACUCAGCCCAGCUGGAACUGAGAAUGGUCCAAAGCAAAAAGGACAUAGAAAACCCAGAGAUCAUAGUGAAAGCCACCGUGUUAUAAAGGCUGUACGUCUCCAAUAACGCACAAUGUAUUGAUGUCCUCAUUUCUUUCCUGUAAAUUGUAAUAUUUGCCUUAGAUCUGUGACAGAAACCUGACUUUCAUGAAAUAGUGCCCAGCAUAGGCAGAUAUCCACUCUCAAACAUAUGUGCUGGCCUUGCUCAGUUUAAAAAACAAAACAGUUGGUGUGCAUUUGAGCAUAUUCCAGGUAUCAAAAUGGCUGUCGGAGUCACUUAGUCUGCGUAAUGACCCAGGGCAAGAGAGAACAAUGCUCCUGCCUUGCCGAAGACUUUAGAUGUGAAUUUGCUAAUGGAAUGCUUGACUGACUGGAAAAUGUAUUUCAGGAUGGCCUCUAGUGCCAACGGAGCUGGCUCCAUGCUCCCUUUUCCUGGAGAUACCUGGUUACCUACUCAGGUAUUCAGUAUCUCAGCUGCUAUGAGACUAAGCAGGGUUAAAGCUACACACAAAGUUCUGGUUGUGUGUAGGAGUACUUUGAAGAUGUUUGGCAUGUUCAGUACUCUGAAGUGACCUUGAGGUGUCAUUCAUGUUGCUGAUUUCUGCUCCUGCUUCUGGCCUGUGAGCAGCUGCACAGUUUGGGACUGACUGCUUAUUUCUAAUGUCCGUGGGUGCCCACAUGAUUUUCUUCCAAAAGCUGCUCCAGAAACACCUUCAUUAAUAAGAUAAUACUUUCAUUCAGUAGCACUGGUUAGGAGUUUGUAGUUCUACCUCCAAGGCCAGGUUUGAUUCUCUGUUUUUUAACUAAGGACAAACAUUCUGUUAAAGACAAAUGAGAAAGCAGCUCUUAUUCUGGCUGCCCUGGUUUGUACUUAAAAACUACAUAGAGCACUUCCACUUAACAGUAGUAAGCACUGUAGACAGGCUUAUCAAUGAAGCAAUGUGGGAAAAGUAUUAUUUUUGGUUUUAGUGAGUUACAUAUGUUUACCAAAUGCAGCAAAACAUAGAAAAUUACCUUGUUCAUAAUGUAAGUCUCUGCAGCCAAUUAGAGAUGACAGAAAUGCAUUGUUAUUAGUAAUGCAUCUGAAUUUCAAAAUUCUUCUUCCUAAAGCUUCAAAAUGGAAUUUUUAAUAAUUUCAGUGUCCAAUACAUCACAGCCACAUCCUGAACCACUGGGACAGACAGGCAGGCAAGGUCUGUAUGGGACCCAUGUUCUUGAUGUCCCAAGAUGAGGGAGGUCUGGUCUGCUGUUCACGUUCAGUUGAUGAGCUUUGUUUGUCUCAGGCUGCAUAAAGGGAUUAAAAUUGCAUUUCUGAUUGCAGGAACAUGAAGAAAACUUGCAUUAGAGGAAAAUUUUUCUUGAUUACCUGAGUAGGCUGAGGAAACUCACUCUUGGGUAUCUCCCAGAUACCUUUCCCUUAUCUUCCUCCUCACACCUGCCUAACUGAUAAGUCUUCAUUUAUCCCAUCAUUGUCAUGAAUUUCUGCCAUUGUAAAACUUAAUUGUUUUCACCUAGUAGAAGACUAUUUUAUUCUUGAUGUAAAUUUUUAGCUGAAUGUGUUUUCUUUAAUAGAAUAGUUAUCAUAAUUAAUAAGUUUCUGAAAUCCCUAAUUUUUAAUAUCUUUGAAACAAAUGAAAUUUAAGAGGAACGUGUUUUGCAGUAAGUAUAAAAGCCAAACUUCAGGCUUUCACUCUCAACAACCAAUAUUAAUUUUAUUUCCUCUCAUGCAUUUGAUAUAAAAAUGGAAAAAAAAAUCAUAUGACUCGAGAAUUUGAAGGAAAAAAAUACCAACAGAAAUUAUCUACAAAAUGUGACUCUACUGCCACCAUUUUUAGUAAUCACUGUAAUGAAAUAACUUUCUAGCAAUAAUAAUUUUGGUGAUGUGAACAGUUGCUAAAAUUAGCAGUCAUUAACAGAGAUAUGAGCUCCUGGCUGAUAUGCAACAUGUAAAAUUAUAUUAACUACCUUAACAGUGUGUAUAAAUAUUGAUGGGAAGCAGUGAAGAAGGAGCCAGGCUCUUCUCAGUGGUGCCCAGCAAAGGGAUAACAGGCAAUGGGCACAAACUGAAAUUCAGGAAAAUCCAUUUAAAACGUUAAAAAACCCAUAACUGACUGUGAGGGUGAUCAAACACUGGCACAGGUUGCCCAGAGAAGUGUUGGAGUCUCCAUCCUUGGAGAUACUCAAAUGCUGACUGAACAUGGCCCUGAGCAGCCUACUGCACUUGGACCAGAUGGUCUCCAGAGGUCCCUUCCAACCUCAGCCAUCCUGUGAUUCUGUGAAGCACAACAAACUGCCUUUCUUUGCAGAUUUUUUUUUGCAAAUUUUUUUUUCUCCCUGCAGCACACAAACUUCCAGAUGGGCCAGGAAAUAGCUCACAUUAAUAUUUUACCCCCUUCUCAGAUAAGCUGCUGCUUGCUUGGGCAGUUGUGCCAGGAAGACAGUUAACUUCUUUGAGAUAAUUGCUUUCAGCAAAGAUAUUUAAAUACUGUAGCUAGUGGUGCAUUUCAACAGUUGAACACUAAAAGGAUUUUAACUGUUUCUAACAUUAAUUAACCAAGUGUUGUGUGCCAUAUUCCAGACAUAACUAUGAGUUUAUUUAUCUUUUAAAAUCAGACUAUUUCAUCUGGAAGUGUAUAAUCCCUACCAUCCUUUUGGGGAGAAGGGAUCACCAUACUAAACUUCCCCUACCUGUACAUGCCAUGGUCAAUGCCCUUUUAGUAAGUGUGAGACAGCAGGAUUUUUUUUUUGCCACUAGAAUAAAUAGACCUUCACAAGAAGAUUGAGAGAAAAACAAGGGCUGUUUCCCUGAAAUAAAGAAGCCUGGAAUUUAGAAAACUUAAAGCUACCUUGCAAACAGGGUUUUAAUUGUAAACCAUAAUGAACAGUGAUCUUGCCAUAAAAGAGAAGGUGAUACGUUUGUUGGAGCAGCUUAUAUCUGUCAGGUGUGAUCUUUUCCCACUGCUUCAAAGAAUGGGUCAGUUCUGUAAUUCACACCUUCCUUAGAAUCUGUGACAUAUCCAUGUUAACAACAAAAGAAUAUUAAUACUAAUAUGCUCAAUUUGCAAAAUUCCUAUUUCACAGUAGCUGGAUCCUGUAGCAGUGGGCUGCUGGCUUCAUCUCCUUAAGUCCCUGGGCGUUGUUCAUGUGAUAUCUGUUUUAAACUCCUGCUGAUCUCGUCUAAAUUAGGUCAGGUUUAUGUCUUCACUGAAGAAUCGGGCUUAACAUCUCUUGCCAGGAACAAACAUCAGAAAUUAUCUGUAAAUAUAAUCUGUAGCUAACAUUUUGUAGCCACAGCAGGCUAACAGUUGUUUUUAAAUGCCAAGGUAUACAUACUUAAUACUUGGAUGCAUUUUUAUUUGUUCAGAGUUGCACAGAGCUUGUGUGCAGAACAAAAUUUCAAAGAGUCAGCACAGUCCUGUCCAAUGUUUUAUUCCCUCCUCUCCUCCUGCAUAUAACACCUGUAUCUUUUUCUGAGUUCCUGCUGUCUGUCUGGUGCAGCUGGAAAGUGUCUCAGUAUCAGACAUCUGCCCACUAUUUAUUUGAGGGCUCGGAGGAGACUCUUCAGGGUUGUCUGAUCCACUUGCAAGCCUUUAGUUAAAGAUAAAUGGUUAAUCUAAACUAGCCUAGCUCCUAAUUGAUUACAGAACAAGCACUUUAGCCCAGAGAGUGAAGUCUAUAACUAAUGGAUAAUCUUCCAUGACCGUCCUAAGAGCAUGAAAGGUGUCUGUAACCCAGAGUGCAGCGCUCAGCAGUUCGGGACUGGUGACUCCACGUGUCCGUGUGAGGUCAGUGGCACAGGACAUCCCUCAUGCUGCAGUACCUGUGGGCAUGGGAGAGGUGAAUGUGUUUGCAUCCAGUCAACUCCUUUCAUUCUGCUUACUGGAACUGAUUUUGUGAUGGGUCCCCCCUUUUUUCUGGGAUGGUUCACAGUGCAUGUGCUCAGCCGUUUUGAUUGCUCCAAGCGCACUCGCUCGACGUGCAGGAGAGACCAAAAAUUGUUUACAAACCAUCUACUCUAUUCUGGGCCCGGAUUAGUCUCUACAGGAAAAUUCCCAUGCCUCUGGGAGACGUGCAUAAAGACAUUGUGCUAAAAUCAGUGUUGUUCCCACUCGAUACAAACAUCUAAGAAAUCUGCAGUAUGAAUUGUUAGUGUUUGUUUGCUGAUUUUUAUCAUAAGAGGGGAGAAUUCUAUAAUUAAUGUGUUAAACAAAAGAAUCAGAGGACCAAGGUUUCCAGCUACUCAUACUGCCUUUUGAGUAUCUUAACUGUGUCUUGAUUGGAUGGUGUUAAUUUGUUGUCUGAGACUGUUAUGGUGAUUGUAUUGAUCGAUUUUAUUUUAAAAUAUGUGGCAAGGAAGAUUGUAAUAAAAGCAUCAACGUUUAAUAUACUGUGCACACACAAAUUGUUAGAUCCUGUUUUUAAAUAUGUUAAUCAUUUCAGAAUCAAACAGCACAAGAAUGGUUUUAUAGUCUUGCUGAAUAAAGUGGAUGUAAUUAAAUAUUUCCUUAGUUAUGUCCUAGUAUAGAGGAAGGGUAGUCAAUGGAAGAGCACACAUUUGUGCCCUGUAAUCAUCAUACUGUAAGAUAUGGAUGUGGAAGUGAAUAACAUCCUUGUUGUCUGAAUUUUUAUUUUUUUUAAAGUUUCAUGGGAAGACAACUACUGGCAUUCUGCACCACUCUCUUGCAUUCCUCUUACUUGUAUGUGUAGGAGCUCAUUGUGUUGUGCUCUUUAUUCCUGCAAACAAGGUGAAAAGAGGGGCUUGGAGUAAGAACCAUAACUCAUUUUGAGAUCUGUUUCUUGUACAGAAUGUAGCUGCACUCCCCUUUGCUGAAUUCUUACCUCACUAUGUGGAUUAGAGCAUACAGGACUAUACAGUGGGAAACAGUAGUUCCUCAUGUGGGAACAAGUGCUUCUGCCAGCACUCAGCAGUGUCCCUGCAAGAGGGAGAGAGCAGGGAUCCAGGUUAGUGAGAGCACUGGUCAUUGGAGAAGGUGCUGUGUCAUUACACUUAGCUCCACUGGAGAAUUUUGGUUUAUACUUAUACUAAAGAACCACCCCUCCUGAGUAAAGGUCUUUGCCCACUUUAAGAGUGCUUUUAAAGGCUGAGGUGUGUUACAAAUUUUGGUCACUCUGGUACUAAAAUAUUCCUUCAUAAAUGGAAACACCACCCCUUCUUUUAUAUCCCAUUGCAGCCUUACUGGCUUAAUGGCCACUCCUGUUAGAAUCCCAGGAUAAGAUAUUCAGAGAGCUGUUCUUCAUGAAAGACAUUUGCUCCUGGUCAGAGCCUGCUGAACAGUUCUGUAGCUUUCUAAAGCACGUCCAUUAAAGACAUAUAUCAGCCAUGGAAACUAAGCUUUGAGAUGUUCAAUCACAGCCCCAACUCUUCUCUUUUAAAUAAGUGAGUAAACCAGCGAGUUUACUGCGGGAGCAGAUUUCAGGUGAAUCCAUGAGGUUCAAUCAGACACUGGAGGAAGGGCAUUGAAUGCAGAGUGCCAGGGAGCUGCUAUUUUGUCUGCACAGUUUCAGGAGAGACCAAGCUAGUUCUCACCAUUUUCCAGGAGGGAGGAACGUGGCAUUCCAACAGCCAAAGAAGGCUCCUGUCUGCCUCACCAGGAAACCAGUGCCACCAGUUUGGUGCUUUUACUGCUCCAGCAGCAGUGGGCCUCGAGGCAAAUGGGAUGCUCCUAAAUAUGCAUGUAUUCCUGACUUAGUGCCUCCACAGUGCAAAUAAAGGUAAUAAACCCCCAAUUUGCAGAGCAGUGAAUAAGGCAGCACAUUAUUCAGAGAGAGAAAACCAGCAAUAUGAGAAGGCUGUGCCAUAUGUUACCACUGAAAUCACACUUACCUAUUGCCCUCGUGGUUGCAUUGCUGUUUAGAAAAACUCUGUGUGUAGAAGAGUGUAAUAUAUGUACUCCGUGUGUGUGUGUGUGUGUGUGUAUGUUGAAGCUUUAUUUGCAAUGUGGUUAGGCGUGGGAAACAGAAUUUUGGGGGGCUGGCUGAGUAGGCCUUCAGGAUGUGAGCAGAAGGUCUUAAAGAGAUAUAUUUUUAUAGACUGUGCUGAAGCUUUGGGUCCCAGCCACACAUAGCCUUUUCUUCCAGAGAAGUAAAAUGGUUUGGAAAGAAAGUCAGGUGGCUGUAAUACAGUAGGGAUAGUACAACCCCACCAGCCCUGGACAAACUGAAUAACUUAAUAAAAGAUGCCUUUUUAAGUAAUAUUUUUUUAGUGCUGAAUUGUUAAACAAAGAAAUAUUUAUGAGCAAACUUUCUAUGUACUUAAAGUUUGUGUGGUGCUUUGUACUGACUAGGUGGACCUGUUAUAUGUUUACACAUCUUAAUGAUUGUCCUCGAGGCGUAUGUAGUAAUUCAAUGACUUUUAUGCCAGAAAAACAAUGAAGUUCUGUGUAAUAUAGCAAAUGAUUUAAUUUCUAAUGAAACUGUAGGCUUUUUAGUGUUUGUGUACUUUUCUGGUUGGCAAUUAUGAGUUGUAUCCCUCUUGCAGUGAGGCUUGUACGCUUGAUUGUAGAGAGAGGCAAUAGGAUGGUAGAUACCAUUGUUUAUAAAGAAAACCCUAAAUAUUGCUACCUUAUCCAUUUUAAAAAUCAGGUGAGCUUUGUGGCGUAAGCCUGAAAUUUAGAUUUUUGCAUUGGAAUAAAGUCUCAAAUACAUCUGUGAUAGGUUAACAAUUGGUGAUGGAUUUGUGUAGUUAAUUAAAUAAGACUGGGAGGUGUUAAAAGUAUUUAAUAAAUGUACAAGCCAGGAGACUGGAACAAAACUGGAUUGUUCUUAUUGCAUGGACCUGACUAAGGUAACUCAUAGCUCGUGCUGGACAUGUGCACAGACAGAUGAGUAGCCUAAAGGGGAGAAAGUAAAGAUUUUUUCCUUGUAGUUUGCCAGCUGUAAUAAUGUGAAGAAUUUUAGUUGGGUGUUCUGAAUUCAAAUUCAUGAAUAUCUUUCAGAAGAGUUGAGUUACCGAUAAAAUCCCGUUCAGUCAAAAGGCAAAGCUGUUCACGUGGUUCAAAACCAGAACGUGAUUUUUAUGUCUUGCUAGACUUAACUGAGUCUUUGUUUCUCAUGGCUGGCAGACCAGCGCUAAAGCACAACUGUCCAGAUAGAUUUAUUUUUUUGGUCUCUCUAGAAAGUGCAAGGUCUGCAACAUAAAGGAGUUUUCUGAGCAUGGCCCUCUGCUAAACAUUGCGCUCCUGCCACAACCAUUGGUGAUCUGGGAAAACCGAGCAUCACUUAACCAUGUCCCUUUUAAGAAACAUGGCAGCAUCCUCACCACCCUUCUGAAUAAAUCACUAACUGCAAAAAGUAGAGGAGAAUUUAUCACAACUUUUUCUCUCAAGAGUUCCCGAGUUCCAGAUGCAUUAAAAGAGAGGUACUUCUGCUUUGCCGAGUCAGCAGGAAAAACGUCACUGGGAUGAAUAAUGUAUCGUAGAGAGAGGCUGUGGCAGGGAACAGCUCUGUUGUGUGUGCUUCGCUGUGCCUGGCUUUUCCUCCCCUGGGAAUCUGGGGGUACAGUAUCCCUGUGGUGCUGGUGGCAGAGUGACUGUUUGCCUGCAUCCUCCCUCCGGGGAAACGCGGAGGAGUUUAUUCCGAGAUGAGGUCGGUGUGAAGUUGUUGGGCUGGUUCUUUCACAGGGCUGUACCAAAGCUGUGCUUUAGCACAACUCUGUGUGCACUCUAAAGCUUGUGAUGUACAGUGUGCUGCUUUCCUGGCCACAGUGUAAUCUCCUUGUACUUCUUCUAUAGGCCGUGGAGAACCAAGAGGCUCUGAAAGUCCAUUAUUCAGAUUAUUCAGGCUAGGCUCUUGUUUUUAAGAAGAGAAAGGUAGAGAAUUAUCAGCUGCUGUGAUAUAUCUAACUUACCCAGCUCAGCUACACCCUGAAACUGUGCCCUAACCUUCCUCUGCCAUCACCUGUCCUGGCCUUGGUAUUUGCCUGUCCCCAUAACAAGCGAAGUGAAAGAGCUAAAACCAAUGGGGAAUUUUUGCAGUCAAAACCCCUGAGGUUUUAAUCUCCUUUAGUUCCCUUAACUUUCUCAUCCUGGGAACAGAUAAGUGCUUCUGCUGCUGCUGGGGAGGCGCUGGGACGAUGCAGCUGCUCAAAAUGGGGGAGAAUGUGGUUGCCUCUUUCCCUGGCAGUGAGAUACUGGGUAAGCAGGGCCUAAUUGCAGAGCUGCACUGCUAGUGGGAAAGAAAUCUUUGUGAGCUAAGUACUUGAAAGAAGAGCUGCAGGUUUAGUAUUUUGGUGUCCUCAAUCCAGCCCCAUUCCCUGUAGGGCAGAAAUAUUAUAGCACUAAAAGUUUUGGCGUGGCUGUUCUUAAUGACCUGUGUGGUGCUUGUGCCUAGCAGAGUAGAAAAUGGCACUGAAUAAAGCAGUGCUCUAACUAGGGAAUAUAAUAGGAAGAUCCAGGUGGAGAAAGUUUCAAGUCUGCUUUCACAGCACGUGCAUGGUGUCAGAGUUGUCCAGGUCCGGCUCUUUAAUUUCUUUAAAUAAAGAAGAAAUCACAUUAAUAAAUCAAUAGAUUAAUAAGGGAACUCACCUGUGAAUUUACGUGGCAUUAGCAUUUAUUUUUGUCUGCAGAUGUUUAAAUCUUUCCACACCAAAGGUCUCUGGUUCAUAGGGGGUUUUCAGAAGAUGCCUUGCCAAGUGGUGUGACAGAGCCUGUCUCAGCUGCCUGGGAGCACAGCAGGCUUCUUGUGACACACCUGUGACAGAUGGCAUUGGGGUGCCACCUGCAGACGGGCACUCCUGUCCCUGCAUUUGGUACAGCACAGGUAUUCACGUGCCCAAGAGGUGCUGCAUGUGAUUACCUGCCUUGCUAGGGAAGGGAACCGUAGGGCUUGUUGCUGGAGCUGCAGUGAUGGAAGGAAACACUGGAGAAUUCAGCACCAUACAAUGAUUUUGCCAUUUGCUGUUAGUGUUUGUUGGUGCAGUGUGUCCCUUUCAGUGUUGUUUUCUUUCUGGAAGAUGGGAGGAUGACAGCCUGUGUGCUGUUUUAAUGUGCUUUUAGCUGGCUGAGUGUGAAACACAAAUCAAGAUUGUUAAAAGUGGAGGGGAGGGAUAGCUGUGAAUUUGCCUAGGACCUAAGUGAGCAGAGAAACUUUGAGAUUUGUCUCUAAUUCAGAAAUAAUUCAGUAUUGACCAAAGGAGUGCCAUGUCUUCAAUGGGCAGUAGCACCUGGGAGAGGCCAAUAUUUAGGGUUUUUGCCCAAAGCACAUUUAGCCCCGCUCUACUGUUUAGUGAAAACGCCCAGUGCAGAUGCCACCAGAGCCUCAUCUCGUGGAGUAAUGCUGUAAUAAAGAAUGUGGUUUUCUUGUGCAAGUCUUAACCUCUUCUUAUGAAAAAACCACACAACUCAGUAUUUUCAUGGUGUAUAAGUGAAAUGUAAUUUUUUUUUUCAAUAAAAUACAUUUCCUUUCCUAAA
Neopelma chrysocephalum (saffron-crested tyrant-manakin) is the source of this 10424-nucleotide messenger RNA. RefSeq names its product pyridoxal kinase (gene PDXK). The record is from RefSeq and is a predicted model, not a curated record. NCBI's taxonomy places the organism in Eukaryota, Metazoa, Chordata, Aves, Passeriformes, Pipridae. Gene Ontology annotation, molecular function: pyridoxal kinase activity. Gene Ontology annotation, biological process: pyridoxal 5'-phosphate salvage. The transcript has 11 exons. Bases 105 to 1043 code for a protein of 312 amino acids. Gene Ontology annotation, cellular component: cytosol.